This is a messenger RNA of Lagopus leucura (white-tailed ptarmigan), 2306 nucleotides long. RefSeq names its product APC membrane recruitment protein 2 (gene AMER2). Lineage: Eukaryota; Metazoa; Chordata; Aves; Galliformes; Phasianidae. The record is from RefSeq and is a predicted model, not a curated record. Gene Ontology annotation, biological process: regulation of canonical Wnt signaling pathway. Gene Ontology annotation, molecular function: beta-catenin binding; phosphatidylinositol-4,5-bisphosphate binding. The transcript has a single exon. Gene Ontology annotation, cellular component: plasma membrane. Bases 10 to 1890 code for a protein of 626 amino acids.
GCGGCAGACAUGGACUCGCACUGCGACUGUGCCGAGCCUCCGGCCGCCGAGCAGCCGUCGGGAAAGAUUAACAAAACCGCCUUCAAAUUGUUCAAGAGGAGGAAAUCCGGGGGCACCAUGCCGAGCAUCUUCGGGGUGAGGAGCAAAGGUGGGGAGGGGAAGGGCGCGAGCAAGACGGGGAUGGUGCGGAGCAGGACGCACGAUGGCUUGGCCGACGCCGUGCUGGAGAGCGGCAAGAAGGACGACGGGGGCGGCGGGGAAGCGCGAGGGAAGGAUGCUCCGAGCAGGGCGGCCGGCGGCCUCGGCAGCUCGGCCGGCGGCUCGGUGGCCAAAUCGCACAGCUUCUUCUCCCUGCUGAGGAAGAACGGGAGGCCGGAGAACGGCAAGGCGGCGGAGAACGCGGAGCAGCGGGCUGGCGGCAGACAAAAGAAGGGGCUGAAAGGGAUCUUCAGCAGCAUGCGGUGGCACAGAAAGGACAAAAACGGCAAAGAGGAGAGGGGAGAAGCCUCAGAAAUCCCGUCCGGUCUUAUUAUGCCGGGGUCUCUGACUGCCAGCUUGGAGUGCAUCAAAGAGGAGACGCCGAAACCUUUGUCUGAAACUCCGAACGGCGCGGGAGACGCCGGUCCCGAGUCGCAGCGGGAGAAGCGCGGCGGGGACGCGUGUGGCUCGGCCGGGGAGCCCGAGGCGGGAGCUGGGGAGUCGUGGGACGGCAGAACUCCCCCCGGAGAGGACCCUGCUGCUGCUGCUGCUGGAAGGAGACUCGAGGAGCUCUGCGGUGAGCGACCGGACCCGGGCACAGGAGAGGUUGGGACUGCGAAGGAUGCGGCCAUAACAGGUGACGUUCCAAUAACGACUAUUCCCCCUGUUGAACCUCACUGUGAUAGCGGUCAAGAGACGGCAGCCGCCCCUGACCCUUCCUCUGUUGAUCCACCCUCAGAGCAGUCGAUUGAUCGUAUUUGUUUGAUGUUUGCUGACGUGACUUCACUGAAAAGCUUUGACUCUCUUACAGGCUGCGGAGAUAUUAUUGCGGACCAGGAGGAGGAUGUGGGCAGCGGGAGUGGCAGCUGCGAGAAGAGCACCCCCGGGGCCAGCAAGCUGGGCGCAUCCAAGAAGCACCCCACCAUGGUUGCCUAUCAAGGAGGAGGGGAGGAGAUGGCCAGCCCGGACCAGGUGGAUGAUACCUACCUGCAAGAGUUCUGGGAUAUGCUGUCACAGACAGAAGAGACCGAGACAGGAGGAAGAGGAGGAGGUGGAGGAGGGACAAAGACAGCCGAGGGCCUGAAGGAGAACCAAGGUACUGAGGGGGCCCAGAACAGAGUGGUGGUGAAACAUGGUGGCCUCAACCAGAUCCGCAUUCACCUCAACAACAAAGAGGAGCAGAAGGGCAGGGAGAAGGAACAGCACGAAGGUGUCCCAAAUAGUGAUGAGGGCUACUGGGAUUCCACCACCCCUGGUCCUGAAGAAGACAGCACUACAAGCAUCCAGAAGGAGACCCUUCCCAGGGACAGCUACAGCGGGGAUGCACUCUAUGACCUCUAUGCUGAGCCUGAUGAAAACCCACCAGGAGGACCUCCAGAAGAAGAGGUCACCUGUACGCCACGCUCCAAGCCUGUGUCUCCAAUAACGACCACGUGCUCACUGAAAACGCCCUCAAGCACAGUGAAGGACUCCAAAAUACCCAUCAGCAUUAAACACCUUGCAUCGCAUCCUGCUAGCCAUGGAACAGAUACCAGUAACAGCCAUCACGUUGCACACCAUCACCUGGCCAAAAGUGAAAUGCACAGAACAAAAAUCCCUGUCUCUAAAGUACUAGUACGCCGAGUCAGUAACAGGGGCUUAGCAGGGACGACGGUGAAAGCUGCCACAUACCAGGACAGUGCCAAAAAGUAAUUGAAGAGCAGGUGGACAUAAAGAUAGACAGCAGGAUCAGUAUGUGAAAAUCUGCAUAGGAGGCCACAAACAGUGUGUUAAUUUUGCAUUGCCUGAAGGGAGGAACCUGAAAGGCUUAUCUCACUAUACUAUGUCGGCCUGCACUUCUGAAUCUGUACGGCUGAAUACAAGAAGACAACUUUUCAAGCACUUUUUUUUUUUUUUUUUUUACAUUUGUAUCUUUUUUCUGCAGCACUAAGUACUGGGGAGGUUCAUUUUAACAUGCCUUUGUGAAAGCAGAACUUGGAUUAUGAACCUAAAUGAGUAUCUUCCCUCAUGCAAAGCAGUGCCACAUGUUCUUCAAGGGAGCAAGAGUUACGAAAGGAGCGACAUAAGAGGUUCCCCACUACACUUAUCUCUUAAUUGUUCCUGGGGAG